AUGUUACGAUCCAGUCAACAUAUACGACCUAUUUGGAGUCGUAACUUUCAUCAAACAACUACAUUUUAUGGAAAACAAUUACUUCGUAAAUUACGUGAUGAUGAUAUUGAUCCUUUAACCAUUAGAAAACACCAACAACAACAACAACAACAACAACAACGUCGAAAUCAACGCAAGAAACCAUCGGAAGAAUUUGAAACUAAAUCUACUACAAGUUAUAAUCUCAAAGGAGCUUUAAAAGUAUUACAAAAUCAAUAUGAUUCAGUAACAUUUAGAGAUCCCAAUAAUAAUAAACCUAUAGAUAUCCAAAAAUUAACGACCCAACAAAUCAAGUAUUCAUCACCAAUAUCAAAAUUAAUAUUUAAAAAUUUAAUGCAAGUGAAAAAAUUAAGUGGGAGACAAAUUAAUCGAAAUUUAGCACUUGCUUUAUUAGGUACUGAUGGGAAACAAUUACAAGAUUCAUAUUAUAUUUGUGAGAAUGUUAAAGAAUUAUUAAAAAUUGAUAAUGAUAUUGAAAGAGCAAUGUAUUUAUGUCAAAUUUCCGAUAAAAAUUGUAGUAUUGUUGGUUCAAAUGAAAUUUUACAAUGGUUAUUAUCAAAAGGGAAAAUUAAUCAAGCUUUGAAAUUGUUUAGUAAACGGAAAUCAAGUGGUAUACCUACAAAUUUACAAACUUAUGUGAUUUUAUUUCAUGGAAUUGCUAAAGCCAUACCAUGGGGUGACGACAAUCAACAAAAACAACAAGGAAGUACUAUUGUUAAUGAAGAACUUUUCAAUAGAGUUGAAAAAAUUUUUAAAAAUUGGCGAUUAGAAUUAGCAACCAAUUCUUCUUCUUCUUCUUCUUCUUCUUCUAAAACGGUUCCAAUUGAAGUAUUUAAUGCAUGUUUAAGUGUAUUAGUUAAAGAUUUCCGUGAUGAACAAGUUAGAGCAUGGGAUUUUUUCAAUGAAUUAAUGGCCAAUCCUAAAGAAAAUUUACAAUCAAUUAAUCCUGAUUCUAAAACUUUUACGAUAUUUUUAAAAGGAAUAAAGAAAUAUUUUGAUAAUGAAAUGGAAAAAAUAAUGAUCAACAAUAAUAGUCCAACAAUUUCAAAUAAUGAAUGUAUUAUUAGAUUAUUAGAUAUUGAAGCUGGUCAUAUCAAAACAUCACAGAAAAUUUUCGAAAGAGCUAAACAAUUAGCUUUACCACCAUUGCCAACAACUUCUAAUAAUGGUGAUCCAGAAUUAGAUUCAUUUAAUAUUCAUAAAUGGAAUAAAGAAAAAAUUGAAUUAGAUUCUCCAUUGAUUGUUAGUUAUGUUAGUCUGUUAUGUAAUGGAGGAGGAGGAGGAGGAAUAAUAACAAACUCAACAACAACAACAAACUCCAAAAUUAAAAUUAAAAUUAAACCACCCAUUGGUUCACAUUAUUUAUAUAAUGAAAAAGCUUUAUCUAUAUUAAAACAAUCAUCACCAGAAAUUGAUUCAUUAUUGAAAUUUGUCCAACAAGUUAUUGGUGAACAAGAAGAAGGCAAAGACAUAGAUACCGAUAGCCCUAUAAUUGCUAAGAAAUCAUUUAAAUCUAGAAUUGAUAGGAAAAUCAAUUUAGCAAUUGAACAAGCCAUACAAUCCAAUAUAAAAUUAAAAUUUAAUGAUAAAAUUAAAAAUUUAGAUCCUUAUAAAAUUGCCAAUUUAAUUAAUGAUAAAAAUUUUAAUCCUGAAGUGAUUAUGCCUACCAAGAAUAGUAAAAAUUUUAAUGGAUUACAACCAGUUCCAUUAAUUGAUUUCACCAGAGAAAUUGGCAGGGCAAAUAAUCAUGGGAUGACGAAAUUUUUAUUGAUGCCAUUAUUUGAUUCAUUAACUAACAUGGGUAAAUUAAAUGAAUUUGUCAUUGCAUUUUGGUAUGCUAUGAUUAAAUGGGGUGGAUUACGUAUAAAUUUAUCAAUUUUUAAUAAUAAUAAUAAUAAUAAUAAUAAUAAUAAUAAUAAUACCACCACCACCACCCGCAAUGUUUUAAAUGGUGUAAUCAAAGACUCGGAAACUUUGUCAGUAUCAAAUAUGGCAGCAGGUAAGAAGUUAGAUCGUUCAGUGAUUGAUGAAGUGAUUCUUGGAAUAUUUAUUAAUAAAAUAACUGAAUAUGGACGUGAAAAAGGAUUAACUAAAACUCAUUUAAUCAUGGAAUUAUUUCAAACUUUAAUAUCAAAAGAUUUAAAUCCUCCUCCUCCUUCUCUUGUUGGUAAAGAUAAAGAUAAAGAUAGAAUACAAAUUCAAUUCAAAUAUUUAAUGAGAAUUUGGUGGGCGAUUCAUGAUGAUUUAGAAUAUUAUCAUGCCUAUAAUCAAAAUAAUAACAAUAACAAUAAUAGCAAUAACAAUAACAAUAAAGUUGAUGAUAAAGAUUUACGAUUUAUUCAAUUGGAACAAUUUUUAAAAAAUUUAAUUAUAUUUAAUGAUAUAAAUUAUCAAUGGUCAAGAAAUUUAUUAAUGAAAAAACUUAUACCUGAUGAAUUUAUUGAUCAAAUAAAUCGAAUUUUAAUAAGAUUAAAUCAUUUAAAUUGGUUUAAUAUUGGAAAUGAAAAUGAAAAUGAAAACAAAAAAAUUUAUUUAUAUAAAUUAAUGUUAAAAUCAUCAAUUAAAUUAUUAAUCCCACAAAGAUUUAUUACUGCAAAGAAAAAUGGAAACGGAAACACAAACACAAACACAAACACACUGGUAGUUGUGUCCACUUAUCCUAAAUUAAUGGAACAAGAAAUAUUUCGAUAUAUAUUUGUUAAAUUAUCUAAAACUGAUAAUUUAACUGAUAAUAAUAUCAAAUUAUUAAUGGCUCUUAAAAAAUAUAGAAAGGCAAAACCUUAUAAUGAUGAAGAAGCUGAAAAAUUAUUUAAAGAAACAACUAAUGCCAUUUAUGAUGCUAUAGAAAUUGGUGAUACUAAAUUGACUAAAUCUGAUAUAAAAGAAGAAGAAGAAGAAAACAAAGUGAGUGGGUAA
This is a messenger RNA of Candida albicans SC5314, 2955 nucleotides long. RefSeq lists its product as uncharacterized. The record is from RefSeq and is a predicted model, not a curated record. The coding region runs from base 1 to 2955 and encodes 984 amino acids. NCBI's taxonomy places the organism in Eukaryota, Fungi, Ascomycota, Pichiomycetes, Serinales, Debaryomycetaceae. Gene Ontology annotation, molecular function: protein binding. The transcript has a single exon.